UGGUUUCAUCAUUUUGAAGAAAAAAAAAAUCUAUCAAAAAGAAAGCCAUGUCCCAAAAUAUAGAGGCCAGUCGUCUAUUUCGUCACCUUCAACCUCCAUGGAUCGCUCGCUCGAGUAUACAGAGGAGAGAGAGAGAUAUGGAGAGAGAGAGAGAGGGGAAGAAAGAAAGAAAGAGAGCGAUUUUCGCUUACUACCACAAGGAUGGUUUUGCAUCUCUACUUCGGCACUCAACCAAUUAUGGGAAAUCAACCGACGAGACAUCGCCCAAUUCGUCUCAUUUCCCCCCUUUUCUCUUACCUAUAUUGUUUCCACCCACCUCUUUUCCCGGGGGGAUUCUUUGAUCGUGAAUCUCUUUCUUCACGUUACAUUUCCAUUGAUUUCUGCAUGGAGAGUGAUGGGUUGCAGUCCACCUGUUUGUCAAAUUGUCUUCGCUAGAUAAUGAAUUAAAACAGUUCAUUAUUAUGAAGAUGCCAAGCAAAACGAGAUAGUUAAUCAUUAGGAACUCUAGUAUGGAUUACCAAGGAAAAGAAUACGAUAGACUCAGCAGUUCCUCUUACAGCAGUGAUGUAUUUGAACCAACAAUGAACAGAAUUGCUGAAGCUGAAGCUAAGCAGAGGACAGUUGUGAUAGAGUGGAUAAACAAUAUUAUUCCUGGACAAUACUUGCCAAUUAAUGCUACUAAUGAGGAAUUGAGAAAUUUCUUGAGUGAUGGGACUGUUCUAUGCCGGAUUUUGAAUAGGUUGAGACCUGGAUGUGUUGUCGAGGGUGGCAGUUCAGGGAGUUCUUUAGACUCACGGCAUGAGAAUAUUAACAGAUUUCUGGCUGCCAUGGAUGCAAUGAGAUUGCCUAGGUUUAAAUUGUUUGAUCUUGAGAAGGGAUCCAUGAAACAUGUCUUGGAGUGCCUUCUAACAUUAAAAGCUCAAUUUAUGCCAAAUUCGGGGACUCAUAUUGCUGGGUCAAACUUGAAAACCGGAAAUGAUGCUAGUACAAGAUGGAAACUCUUGGCACAAUGCUGUGGGGGAAAAGAAGGUACUGGUGAGCAACUGUCUCCUAAAUUGUGUAGUCCCUCUGCAUCUGGAGAUGAGAGGCGGAGGGGUAUAUAUGACUCCAAAGUUCGGCGUGCACUACGUAGUCCUGUUGUCUCAGAACCAUCAGCUGCAUUAAUGCAUCAUGUGGGACACAAGUUCCAUGAAGUGUUUCAGCUAAACCAAGGAAGCUAUGUCGACCUCUCUCCUUCUAAAAUUUCUGAAAUAAUGAAAUCUAACAGCUUGGAUAAUGCUCCAACUCAGUCGCUUUUAAGCGUAGCUAACGGCAUCUUGAAUGAAAGCAAUGAGAGGAAAAAUGGGGAAAUGCCUCAUCGCGUGGCAGGGUUAUUGAGGAAAGUCAUUCAGGAGAUUGAGAGGCGAAUAUCCGCUCAAGCAGAACAUAUAAAAACUCAAAACAAUCUUUUCAAAGCUCGUGAGGAGAAAUAUCAAUCAAGGAUAAGCGUACUUGAAGCUCUUGCAGCUGGAACCGGUGAAGAGACACAAGUGCAAACAGUUUCUAGGAAUGCACCCCAGCAGGCAAAGGAUACUUGUUUUACAUCAAAGGUGGAGAUGAAGGAGAUGGAGGAGAAGAAGAAAUUGGAGGAGCUGGAUGUAAUUAGGUUGUUGAAAGAGAAGGAACAAAUUACUAAAGAGGUUUUGGCCUUGACAAAAGAGAAGGAACAUAUUAGUCAGGAAAACUUCGCCUUGGCAAAGGAACUGGAUGUCAUUAAGUUGGUGAAAGAGAAGGAUCAGAUCAGUCAAAAAAACAUGGUAUUGACAAAAGAACUCGAUGUUGUUAGGUUGGUAAAUGAGAAGGAACAGAUCAGUCACGAAGUUUUGGAAUUGACAAAAGAGAAGGAAAAGAUCAGUCUAGAAAACUUGACAUUGACAAAAGAGAAGAUACAAGUCAGUCAAGAAAACUUGGCAUUAACAAUAGAGAAGGAAAAGAUUAGUCAAGAGAACUUGGCAUUGACAAAAGACAAAGAACAAAUCAGUCGAGAAAAUUUAGCCUUAGCGAAGGAACUGGAUGUCGUUCGGUUGGCGAAAGAGAAGGAACAUGGCAGUGCAGAAGUUUUAGCAUUGACAAAAGAGAAAGAACAUAUUAGUACAGAAAUAUUGGCUUUGUCAAAUGAACGGGAUGUUGUUAGGCUGGGGAAAGAGAAGGAGCAUAUUAGUGAAGAUGUUUUGGCAUUGACAAAAGAGAAGGAACGGAUAAGUGAAGAAGUUUUGGCAUUGACAAAAAAGAAGGAACUUGGAAAUGCAGAAAUUUUGAAAUUGACAAUAGAGAAGGAACAUAUUAGUACUGAAAUCUCGGCUUUGUCAAAGGAAUUAGAUGUUGUGAAGUUGGGAAAGGGGAAGGAUUUGACAAGUGAAGAAGUUUUGGCAUUGACAAAAGAGAAGGAGUUGAUCAGUGCAGAAGUUUUGAAAUUGACAAAAGAGAAGGAACACAACAGUGCAGAAAUUUUGAAAUUGACUAAAGAGAAGGAGCGUAUUAGUACUGAAAUCUUGUCAUUGUCAAAAGAAUUGGAUGCUGUUAAGUCGGGGAAAGAGAAGGAUUCAACAAGUGGAGAAUUAACAUUGACAAGAGAAAAGGAAUUGAUCAGUGAAGAAGUUUUAGCAUUGAAAAAAGAGAAGGAACAUAUUAGUCAAGAAAAAUUGGCCUUGGUAAAAGAGAAGGAAAAGUCCGAUCAAGAAAUUUUGGCCUUGAAGCAAGAUCUAGAAAAAGCUAGAAACACCAACCAACAAUAUUCAGUCGAAAUAAAAAAUGAAGCCAAGGGAGCCCAACAAGAGCUUGAGGAAAAAUUGAAAAAUGCCGAGCAUGCCAAGCAAGAGCUCGAGGAAAGAUUAAAAAAAACCGAGAGCGCCAAGCAAGAGCUAGAGGAAAGAUGGAAAGAAGCCGAGGGUUCCAAGAAAGAUGUCGAGGAAAGAACCAAAGGUUCCAAUCUAGAGCUCGAGAAAAGGUUGGAAGAAACCAAAGCUUCCAAGCAAGAGUUUGAGGAAAUGUUGAAAAAAGCCGAGAGUGCCAAGCAAGAGCUCGAGGGAAGAUUAAAAAAAUCCGAGAGCGCCAAGCAAGAGCUCGAGGGAAAAUUGAAAGAUUCCGAGGGUUCCAAGAAAGAUGUAGAAGAAAGAACCAAAGGUUCCAAUCAAGAGCUUGAGGAAAGGUUGAAAGAAACCAAAGCUUCUAAGCAAGAGUUCGAGGAAAUGUUGAAAAAGGCCGAGAGUGCCAAGCAAGAGCUCGAGGAAAGAUUGAAAGAAGCCGAGGAAAGGACCAAAGGUUCCAAGCAAGAGCUCGAUGAAAGGUUGAAAGAAUCCAAAGCUUCCAAGCAAGAAGUCGAGGAAAGAUUGAAAAAAGCCGAGGGUGCCAAGAAAGAGCUCGAGGAAAGAUUGAAAGAAGUCGAGGGUGCCAAGAAAGUGCUCGAGGAAAGGUUGAGUGAAACCAAAGCUUCCAAGCAAGAGCUUGAGGAAAGGUUAAAAGAAACAAAUGCUUCCAAGCAAGAGCUGGAGGAAAGGUUGAAUGAAACCAAAGCUUCUAAGCAAGAACUGGAGGACAGGUUGAAUGAAACCAAAGCUUCCAAGCAAGAGCUCGAGGAAAAGUUAAAAGAAACCAAAACUUCCAAGGAAGAGCUCGAGGAAAAGUUAAAAGAAACCAAAGCUUCCAAGGAAGAGCUCGAGGAAAAGUUAAAAGAAACCAAAGCUUCCAAGGAAGAGCUCGAAGAAAGGUUGAAAGAAACCAAAACUGCCAAGCAAGAGCUAGAGGAAAAAUUGAGAGAAAACACGAAUCUGUUGUCAGAAUCCAGGAAGAGGAUUAAUGAGGUCGAGGCAUAUUCUGAAUCAAGAGAUCAGCAAUGGAAGAAGAAACAACACAUAUCUCAAAUACUUACGGAGUUCCAGAUUGGCGUUCUGCGGGACAUAAAGUGUGCUUCUGUGACAAUCAAACAAGACCUUUCUACAACUCAAAACACUUACACAGAGGAAUUUCUACGUUUAGGGAAAACUGUGAAGGUUUUGAUAGAUGCAUCACAAAACUAUCACGCGGUCCUUGCUGAUAACAGAAAGCUGCAUAAUGAGGUUCAAGAGCUAAAAGGUAAUAUUAGAGUUUAUUGCCGUGUAAGGCCAUUCAUUCCCGGACAGAAAGCAAAAGAUUCGAUAGUUGACUAUGUUGGGGAAUUUGGAGAACUUGGUGUAUUAAAUCCUGCAAAACCAGGAAAAGAUGGUCAGCGUGUAUUCAAGUUUAACAAGGUUUAUAGUACAGAUGCAACUCAAGUGCAAGUAUAUUCUGAUAUUCAACCUUUGAUAAGAUCAGUACUAGAUGGAUUCAAUGUAUGUAUAUUUGCGUAUGGCCAGACUGGCUCGGGAAAAACAUAUACAAUGACUGGUCCUGAUGGAGCAUCCGAAGCUGAUAGAGGAGUCAAUUACAGAUCGUUGGAUGAUUUAUUUCAAAUUUCUCAAACUAGAAAUACUUCCUUUUCUUAUGAAAUUGGGGUUCAAAUGGUUGAGAUAUACAAUGAGCAAGUGCGCGAUUUGCUAUCAAAUGACGCUGGCUCGAAGAAUCUUGCAGUCUUGUCUACUCCCCAAGCUAAUGGUUUAGCAGUUCCUGAUGCCAGCAUGCAUAUAGUUAAAGCUGCUAAUAAUGUGUUAGAGUUUAUGCAAACUGGGUUAAAUAACAGGGCUAAAAGUGCCACUAGCAUGAACGAAAGAAGUAGUCGUUCACACAGCAUUCUCUCUAUACACUCUCGUGGGACGGAUCUGAAGAGUGGAUCUUUGUUACGCGGUUCUCUCCAUUUAGUGGAUCUUGCAGGAAGCGAGAGAAUAGAUCGAUCUGAGGCAACUGGAGAUAGACUUAAAGAAGCCCAACAUAUAAACAAAUCUUUGGCUGCUUUAGGUGAUGUUAUAUUUGCUUUGGCACAAAAGAGUGCUCAUGUUCCAUAUAGGAACAGCAAGCUUACUCAAGUCCUUCAAAGCUCUCUAGGUGGUCAUGCGAAGACACUCAUGUUUGUGCAGCUUAAUCCGGAGGGGAUUUCUUAUACUGAAAGUAUGAGCACAUUGAAAUUUGCUGAAAGGGUUUCUGGGGUUGAGUUGGGAGGUGCAAAGAGUACCAAAGAUGGAAAGGAUGUCAAAGAGUUGAUGGAUCAGAUUACAUCUCUUAAACUGACAAUAUCAAAGAAGGACGAGGAAAUUGCUCGGCUAGGAGUAGGUAAAGACAAAGCAUCGGCUAGGAGUAAAUAACAAAGACAAAAGUGAGAAGUGUAGCUCCCGUCUCAACUAGGUAGUGAUGGACUGCUUUGAAUUGUACAUGGUUCUGAAAGAUUGGAGUUCGUUCCAUCAUAGGAUAUGUAGAUUAGAAAAUUAAGGUAACAGUUUUCUUAACAUGUUUUACUAGUCUUCUUUCUCAUUUAGCUCUCUGUCCCAAAUUUAUUCUGUACAUCAUUCCCUUCAAACUUUUUGUUGUUUAUACCAGAAAAAAGAUUAACAUAGUUGUUGAUAACCAGUUUAUUGUAAAUGUAAAUGUUGUUUGAUAUGCAUAACUAUGAAAUAUGAAUGAAUGACUGACUAUAUAUGUACACUAGUUUAGC
Molecule: messenger RNA, 5599 nt
Organism: Impatiens glandulifera
Lineage: Eukaryota; Viridiplantae; Streptophyta; Magnoliopsida; Ericales; Balsaminaceae
Product: kinesin-like protein KIN-14K
Exons: 21
Coding region: 510-5252 (1580 amino acids)
Biological process (GO): microtubule-based movement
Molecular function (GO): microtubule motor activity; microtubule binding; ATP binding
Source: RefSeq, a predicted model, not a curated record